Molecule: messenger RNA, 909 nt
Organism: Fomitopsis serialis
Lineage: Eukaryota; Fungi; Basidiomycota; Agaricomycetes; Polyporales; Fomitopsidaceae
Exons: 9
Coding region: 1-909 (302 amino acids)
Source: RefSeq, a predicted model, not a curated record
AUGAGUGCGAGCAGCACUGACGUUGGACCGCCGGAUACCGGUACAUCGGGGCCGAUUCUCUUCCAAACACUGCUCCAAUAUCUCUUGCAAGGUGCCACGCAGGCGGGCCAGAACGAUAGUGUUGCGUUGCGAAUUUACGUUGUCGCUUUGGAGUUGCUAUCAAUACUUCAAACAACUCUUGAAACAUACAAAGUCUGGCAUGAAGUCAUUGACCACCGGCAUUGGUACAUGAGUCCCUUGCACUGGUCCGAGUUCCUUCUGAACGGGUUGAUAUGCACCUGCUGCGAGGCGUUCCUCCUCCGGAGGUGCUGGAAGAUCACCGGCCAGAACAGCUUGAUUCUACUUCCGCUGGCAGCACUGUCAUUCGUCAUGCUCGUUGCAAACGUAUACCUGGCUGUUCGGAUCGCCAAGGUUAUCGACAUUGCAACAGGGUACGCCGACCCGCUAAAAGCCGGACACUGGGCAUUCCCACUCUGGGUGUUCAGCUCUCUUGUGCUCUCGCUCGGCCUGACUUGCAUAUUAUCUUGGUACCUCUACCGGAGCAAAACUGGCAUCCGCCAGACAGACCAACUCGUCCAGACCAUCAUCAACGCCACCUGGGAAACUGCGUUGCUGCCCACAAUCUGCAUGGUCAUCGCUGCCGCCUUCUAUUGCAGCAAAGAGGUAAGCCUCUCGAUGGCACAGCUGACGAGAGUCAGACACCUUGAUCUGUUCUUCAUCCUCCUGACGGCGAAACUCUACACCCUGGGCAUUCUCCGAACCCUGAACCUGCGUAUCAGGUUUCGUGAGCGCCUCGCCUCGCACGACCUAGGCGGCCGUCAGUCCCUGAGUGAAUACCAGUGGGGGUCCGGAGAGUCGACACGGACGAAACGUACUGAUCAGGUACGUCGCUAUGUCAUGUCAACCUGA